This is a messenger RNA of Cloeon dipterum, 1002 nucleotides long. RefSeq lists its product as uncharacterized. Gene Ontology annotation, molecular function: odorant binding. The coding region runs from base 132 to 872 and encodes 246 amino acids. The record is from RefSeq and is a predicted model, not a curated record. Lineage: Eukaryota; Metazoa; Arthropoda; Insecta; Ephemeroptera; Baetidae. The transcript has 10 exons.
GCAUAUCCACAAUUAUUUGACCAUUUCGUAGAUUUCCGCGCAUAAAUGCGGGCUUUUAAAAGAAUUAGCCUGCCUGCCACUGGCACUUGAGCAUUCAACCAGCACCAGUCUUUUCUCAGACGAGCUCGAAAAUGUUGCUUCUUGCCUGCUUGUUGGCAAUCCUUUCCAGAAAUUGCUGCGACGCUGACUAUGCCGACAACCUUCUAGGAAUAGGCCAUGCGACUGAAGUGCCGAUUUCUUCUUUGACUCUUUUCAUGCCUGAGCCAAAAGUUGUAAACAACGAGCCAAGGAAUUUCAAGUCCGUGGAAGACGAGGAAGACACAGGCGAAGGAAUUAUUGAAACGAUUCCUAUAAACGCGAUAAAAGUCCGGUUCAACCCUGCCAUUCACCGAAACAAGGCUCGGAUUGAGGAAACUAAACACUGCGAGGUAAUAUGUAAAAUACCGGCACUGCCAGCUGAAAUGAACAACGCUGUGAAAAACUGUAAUGGUGAACAAGAUACCCAUCUAUCUUUAGCCGAAAGAAGAAGGCAAGGAAGGCCAGAGGAAUUGAUGAAACUGAGGAGACUAUGCAGCUCAAAGUGCGUGCUGGAAAAGCUGAAUUUGUUGCAACCCGACGGAAUGCCUGACGCUGACAGAGUGACCGGCUUUCUGCUAAAAUACUACGGAUUCGAGUGGACCAAAUCUCUGAGGGUGGCAAACCAAGCGUGUUCAAUGCACAUUUUACGAAAUGAGAGACAAGAGACAGCCUAUAACAGUUCUUGCGCGGAAUCUGUUUCUUUCAUGAAGUGCAUUCACACCGCCAUUGUCAACGAGUGCCCCGAGUCAUUUAAAGUGCUUGAGUGCCAGACCAAAUCUACGGCGGCGGCGUGACACAUUUGACUGGCCAAGACGCAAUACACAUUUUUUUAGACUUAAAUUUACGUCAACACAUAUUUGUAUACACGCAGUGGCUGAUUUUUUCGUGAUAUUAAAAGCACAUCCUUAGAUCUGAGAUUUUUUA